Neltuma alba is the source of this 525-nucleotide messenger RNA. RefSeq lists its product as uncharacterized. Bases 1 to 525 code for a protein of 174 amino acids. The record is from RefSeq and is a predicted model, not a curated record. Gene Ontology annotation, molecular function: nucleic acid binding. The transcript has a single exon. NCBI's taxonomy places the organism in Eukaryota, Viridiplantae, Streptophyta, Magnoliopsida, Fabales, Fabaceae.
AUGGUAAAGCCUUCAAGAAAAGACUGGAGUUUGAAGCUUAAUGAUGCACCGUGGGCUUAUCGAACAGCAUUCAAGAACCCUAUCAGGAUGUCUCCAUACCACUUUGUCUAUGGAAAAUCAUGCCACUUACCAGUAGAACUGGAGCACAAAGCUUAUUGGGCUGUCUCGACAUGCAAUAAGGAAAUGGACGAAGCUGGUAAGGAAAGGCUAUUUCAGCUUCAAGAGAUAGAAGAAAUAGGACGAAAGGCCUAUGACAACUCCCAGAUGUACAAGGAAAAGUGCAAGGCUAUCCACGACAGUGGUAUCUUGAGGAAGAGUUUCAAGCUCUGUGACAAGGUCCUUAAAUUUAAAGCCCAUUUCAAGUUUGGGGACGGGAAGCUUAAAGAAAGAUGGGAUAGACCUUACACUAUAACAAAGGUCCUUGAUUAUAGAGCUUUUCAGCUCAAAGAUGAAAAGGAUGGCACUACACAUCUAGCCAAUGGACACCUCCUCAAGCUUUUCUAUGGCAAGCCUGCACAGACGUAA